AUGAAGCGUUUGGUGGUGUUCUUCUGUUCGGUGGCUCUAUGCCACUCCCAGUUCGCGCAGGGCCAGUACAACCCCUUCCAGUAUAACGCUGGAUAUGGGACAAACUCACGAUUCCCAUCUUUUCCUGCCCGUGACUCUUUCGGUGCCAACAGGGGUUUCGAUUUGUUUUCUUCGAAUACGCUGAACAACAACAACUUCUUCAGACAACCCCAACAGCCACAAAAUGGAUUCCAGACAGCGAGCCAGAACGCGUACAGCUCGUUCUCGGGUUUCCCCUUCACAAGUGGAACCUAUAACGCUCAGAAUCCUGCUCAAUCCUCAAACCCCUUGUUCUCAACGCCCGCAAACCUCAACUACCUUCAACCUCAGUUCAAUGCGGCGCAACAGACCUAUCAGCAAACAUUCCAACCGCCUGCUCCUCAAACAACGUACCAAGCGCCUCCUCCCCCACCCCCGCCACAACAACCAGCAUACCAGCCACCGGUCCAGCAGCAGGCGUACCAAGCUCCAGCCCCAGCGCCUUACCAGGCCCCAUAUCAGCCACAGCCGGCCUUCCAGCAGCCGACAGCUCCGCGAUCCGCGCCCUACGUGAAUACGGCUCAGCUCUCAUACAACGCUGCCGCGCCCGCUCAGAACCCGGGUAGUUCGAAUCUACCCUCCGGAUCCUCGCCCACGGAUAAGCCCGCUGUGUACCAUCCCCCUGCUCCGGUGCAUUACGUGAGCAUCGGUCAGAAACUCGAGGGGGACUACAAGUUCGGCUACGAGACCGGUAAAGGAUCGAAUGGAGACGAGUCCUUCAGGUCGGAGACUAGAGACGCCGACGGAACUGUCCGGGGGUCGUACGGUUAUGUGGAUUCUAACGGCAAACAGAUCACGGUUCAUUACGAAGCCGGUCGUGAAGGAUUCAAAAUCUUGUCUGAAGACGAAGCCAAGAACGGGAAGCGCCCCGCCCCUCCACAGCAACAAGGUCCGGCCCAACAACUCCCGCAACCCCGUUCUCAACCCGCUCCCCAACCCUCGUCCGAGAGCUCAGCUCCUGCCCCAGCUGCCUCGAAUGAAUCAGCCCAGUCGUCUCCUCAGAGAAGAAGGUAUAGUUCCGAGACCCCGGCUUCACCGUCAGCGAAUCUGGCCGUCUCGCAGGUUUCACCAACGGAAUCAACGACUUACGGCCCGCCGGUUAUCGACGUCAAUCAGCUUAGCUACAAUAUCGGGACUGGUUGA
This is a messenger RNA of Galendromus occidentalis (western predatory mite), 1221 nucleotides long. Its product is annotated as altered inheritance of mitochondria protein 3. Gene Ontology annotation, cellular component: chitin-based extracellular matrix. The transcript is spliced from 5 exons. NCBI's taxonomy places the organism in Eukaryota, Metazoa, Arthropoda, Arachnida, Mesostigmata, Phytoseiidae. Bases 1 to 1221 code for a protein of 406 amino acids. The record is from RefSeq and is a predicted model, not a curated record. Gene Ontology annotation, molecular function: structural constituent of chitin-based larval cuticle.